GAUCACCAAUCCCCAAACAUCCCAGCCCACGUACACGUACAAGGCACCCCUCCCAUUCCCAUCUUCUCAACCACAAACCUGAACACCCUGAAACAACCCAAAAAUGGCCCCAUGGCGCCCCCCGAACCCGACGCCCCCGAAUUCUACCCAGCCUACUGCUUCCGAGCCUCGCCAACCCACUUCACCUGGGUAAAGAUGGCCGUCGCCGACGUGCGCCAGCUGCACCGCCGGCCCGAGUAUCCAGAGGGAAUAUUCUUCCACAAGAACCACCCCAUCCGCUUCAUCGCCGUCGCAGGCCUCAUCACCGCCCGCACCGAGUACCCGCGCGUGACCGUGCUCACCCUCGACGACAGCAGCGGCGCCGUCCUCGACGUCGUCGUCCAGAAGGCCGAUCCCGGCGCAGAGCCCGUAGCUCCAGCAGCAGCAGCAGCAGCAGCACCCGCACCCGCACCCGCAGUCCCAUCCGCAGUCCGCGCAACCACCCAGCCCGAGCAGCCAGCGCAGCGGCACAUCGCCCCUACAACAUCCCACCCGCUGGAUAUCGAAUCCCUCGUUCCGGGCGCCCUCGCGCACCUGAAAGGCACCCCGUCCAGCUACAGAAGAACGGUCCAGCUGCAGCUCGAGCGGUGCAGUGUGCUCGGCGGCGUGGACGCGGAGAUGCGGUUUCUGAAUCAGCGCAACCGGGUGCGGGUGGAGGUGCUUGGUGCGCCGUGGGUGCUCGGGGAGGAGGAGGUGGCGCGGUUGCGGCGCGAGAUGGUUGCGGAGGAGGAGAGGGGGGAGGCGGAGGUGGCCAGGGGGAGGAGGCGGGCGAGGAGGAGGGAGGAGAGGGAGGAGCGUGACGCCCGGAAGAUCUGGGAGAGGUGGGAGGUGGAGGAGGGGAUGAGGGAGAGGGAGGCGGCUGUGGUGCGCGGGGCUGGGGUGGAGUUGAUGCGGGUGCUGAGGGGGAGGAGGCUGAAGAGGGCCGCGGGCGACGAUGGGGAUGGGGAUGGAUCCAGGAAACGGGGGUGGGGAGAGUAG
This is a messenger RNA of Aspergillus brunneoviolaceus CBS 621.78, 1017 nucleotides long. Its product is annotated as OB-fold domain-containing protein. The coding region runs from base 112 to 1017 and encodes 301 amino acids. The transcript has 2 exons. The record is from RefSeq and is a predicted model, not a curated record. Lineage: Eukaryota; Fungi; Ascomycota; Eurotiomycetes; Eurotiales; Aspergillaceae.